AUGAAUGCAAUUUAUUGUCUUAAUACAUUCGAUGAAGAAAAAAUUGACCAAAUAUUUCUCGAUAUCAAAAACAAAAUAAUCGAAACAAAGAUUUUAACACCAGAAAAAGUUCUCAUAAUCCUUAACAAUGCUUCAAUGUUUAGAAAUCGCUAUUUGAAAUCAUACAUAUACAUUUUCAAAAGAAUUUAUUACGAAUAUAUACAAAAACCAAUGAAAGAAGUUCGUGAAAUUUACAAUUAUCUUUUAUAUAAAGAGUAUGAAAUAAUUUAUGAUGAUAAGCAUCAAGAAAAUUUCAAAAAAUAUGAAGAGCAAAAUUAUUCUUGGGAUGUUCACAAAAAGGAUACAAUUUUCUGGGCUAUCAUGAAUGAUGACAAAAAGUUAUUUGAAGAAUUUCUUGCAAGAGACGAUUUCAAUGCAAGUAUCAUGAUAUAUAAUGAAUUAUAUCAAUUUCCUCAACAAUCUUUAAUCUCAUUAUGUUGUUACCAUGGUGCUGCCGAAUGCGAUCCAGAAACUACAGCUGAUUGUCUUCAAUUGUCAUUUUAUGGAGGAGAUAUCGACAUAAUAAAUAAAUGCUUGAAACAUCAAAAAUUGGAACAGCAACACAUGAGAGAUUUAAUAUUCAUGCACCACAAUGACUUUCUUAAUUUGUUUUUACCAGAAUUUGAUUUAUCAAAACCGUAUUUGCUAGAAAAUUAUUUAUUAACAUGUACACAAUACAACAAUCUUGAAGCUUUUAUAAGUUAUUUAUAUAAAUCAAAUGAUAUCAAUACAUGCUUUAUUUAUUCUUCAGCUUUUAAUCUUCCUUCCCUUUGUGAAUAUCUUAUUAAAAAUGGUGCUGAUAUAAAUGCAAAAGAUAAAAAAUAA
Molecule: messenger RNA, 864 nt
Organism: Trichomonas vaginalis G3
Lineage: Eukaryota; Parabasalia; Trichomonadida; Trichomonadidae
Product: protein of unknown function (DUF3447)
Exons: 1
Coding region: 1-864 (287 amino acids)
Source: RefSeq, a predicted model, not a curated record